AUGCAUAAGGCGCAAGGGGAAAAAGAGGAGGGCAACCCAUGUAAUGAUGCACCCAGCCACCCCGAAGAUUACCCCAGUGAUUGUGAUCCGGACCUGACCAGUUAUCCAGCCGGUUACGCAUGCACUUUCACCUGCCCGACAGGAUACGUCAGGGCGUCAGAAUUAAACGGGUGCGCCUCCUCUCCUUGUGAAAAUGGUGGAACUUGCGAGGACGUCAUAAACGGCUUCACAUGUACCUGUGCUCCUGGCUAUGAUGGAGUUCAUUGUGAAACGGAGGUAGACGAAUGCUCCUCUACUCCGUGUCAAAAUGGUGCAACUUGCGAGGACAAUGUCAACGGCUACACCUGUACUUGUGCUCCUGGCUAUGAUGGAGAUGAUUGUCAAACAGACGUAGACGAAUGCGCCUCUACUCCGUGUCAGAAUGGCGGAAAUUGCGAGGACGAAGUCAACGGCUACACCUGUACUUGUGCUCCUGGAUAUGAAGGAGUUCACUGCGAAACGGACGUAGACGAAUGUGUCUCCAAUCCGUGUCAAAAUGGCGGAACUUGCGAGGAAAUGGUCAACGGCUACACCUGUACUUGUGCUCCCGGCUACGAAGGAGAUGAUUGCCAAACAGACGUAGACGAAUGUGCCUCUACUCCGUGUCAAAAUGGCGGAAUUUGCUGGAACUAUUUCAACGGCUAUACGUGUACUUGUCCUUCUAGCUAUGAAGGAGUUCAUUGUGAAACGGAAAUAAACGAAUGCGCCUCCUCUCCGUGUCAAAAUGGCGGAACUUGUGCGGACGAACUCAACGGCUACACCUGUACUUGUGCUCCUGGAUAUGAUGGAGUUCAUUGUGAAACGGAUGUAGACGAAUGUGCCUCAACUCCAUGUCAAAAUGGUGGAAUUUGCGAGGACGAAGUCAACGGCUACACCUGUACUUGUGCUCCUGGAUAUGAAGGGGACGUAGACGAAUGUGCCUCCAAUCCCUGUCAAAAUGGUGGAACUUGCGAAGACAGAGUGAACGGCUACACUUGUUCUUGUGCUCCUGGCUAUGAUGGAGAUGAUUGUGAAAGCGGCAAGUUUUCCGAUCAUUCCGGCAUUAUGAUGGUUAAAACAGCGUAG
Branchiostoma floridae (Florida lancelet) is the source of this 1104-nucleotide messenger RNA. RefSeq names its product fibropellin-1-like. Bases 1 to 1104 code for a protein of 367 amino acids. Gene Ontology annotation, molecular function: calcium ion binding; Notch binding. Gene Ontology annotation, biological process: Notch signaling pathway. The record is from RefSeq and is a predicted model, not a curated record. NCBI's taxonomy places the organism in Eukaryota, Metazoa, Chordata, Leptocardii, Amphioxiformes, Branchiostomatidae. The transcript has 10 exons.